Molecule: messenger RNA, 1278 nt
Organism: Pseudoliparis swirei
Lineage: Eukaryota; Metazoa; Chordata; Actinopteri; Perciformes; Liparidae
Product: ADP-ribosylation factor-like protein 14
Exons: 2
Coding region: 110-733 (207 amino acids)
Biological process (GO): intracellular protein transport; vesicle-mediated transport
Cellular component (GO): cytoplasm
Molecular function (GO): GTP binding; GTPase activity
Source: RefSeq, a predicted model, not a curated record
CACUACGCCUACAGAUAGUAAGUACAAAAGGAGCCACUGGGUGCAGGCAGCUGCAGUUUACACAGCUCGAGAAAAAGAAGUAUAUAGACACAAGCUACAAUUUCAGGACAUGGGCCUGCAUGGAUCCAGGCCUCAGAAACAAGCACAGGUCCUGAUGCUGGGUCUGGACGGAGCAGGAAAGACCACACUGCUCUAUAAGCUAAAGUACAACGAGAGCGUGGUGACCGUUCCAACUGUGGGCUUCAACGUGGAGACACUGGAGACCGACAGGAGCAGCCCUGGCCUGACGGUCUGGGACGUGGGGGGCCAGAAGAAGAUGAGGCCCCAUUGGAGACAUCACUAUACUGAUACAGCCGGACUGGUGUUUGUGGUGGACAGCUGGGAUCAGAAACGGCUGGAGGAGGCUCGCAAGGAACUUCAUCGGGUCCUAAAGUUUGAGAGUCUCAGAGGAGUUCCUCUCGUGGUUCUUGCCAACAAACAAGACCUUCAGGGAGCUCUAAGCCCAGAAGAGCUUUGCCGGACACUGGACUUGAGAAGAGUGUGCGAGGGCAGGCCCUGGUUCAUCCAGCCCUGUUCAGCUAACACCAGCGUGGGACUAGAGGAAGGUUUCAGGAGGAUAGUCUAUCUGAUGAAGACUCCAUUUAAACAGACUCAAGAAGAUUUUAAGAUUAAAAUGAAGUCCAAGGGCUUCAGUAUCACAGAUGUUAAACAAGUCUUUAUCUGCAGCAGAUGAUGAUUCUUUCAAACGGUAUAAUUCUUCUCACCUGCCAGUGUAAGUCAUCAGGAAAUGGAGUCACUGUGGCUUCUAUUGGAUUAAAUGAGAGGAGGAGAUAAAACGGGGAUGAGAUUAUCACAACACAAAGCGUCAAUCUGUGUCAGAUAGCAUUUAUAUUUAAUCAUCGUAAGACAUGGGUUUUUUUGGACCAUUGUGCUAACUCAUGAGGAUGCUGUGAGUCAUCACAGGUUAUCCCACCCGGAAUGUCACAAGCUGAUAUGAGCCUUUGUUUAAAAAUACAAUCUGUAGAAAACUGGCUGCUAAAAAUCUGUAUUUGUUUGGUCAAGAUUCUGUGGCUCAAAGAAAUGUUGUUUUUCUAAUUGUGCAUUAUCAUUUUUUUCUUUUUGUGUUCAUUUGUAUAAAAUAUAUAAAUACUUAUUGUGCUAACUAUAUAUUUAUGCAUGUGAUGUUUUGAACAUGUGUGUCAAUGUCAUCCAAGUGUUUCAGUGUUGUUGUUUUAUUAUUCCUUGCAAUUAAAUAAAAAUGUUAAAAUCAAAAUCAAA